Molecule: messenger RNA, 2460 nt
Organism: Acytostelium subglobosum LB1
Lineage: Eukaryota; Evosea; Eumycetozoa; Acytosteliales; Acytosteliaceae
Exons: 2
Coding region: 1-2460 (819 amino acids)
Biological process (GO): microtubule cytoskeleton organization
Cellular component (GO): cytoplasmic microtubule
Molecular function (GO): microtubule binding
Source: RefSeq, a predicted model, not a curated record
AUGAUGAAGAGUAAUAGUACAAGCGGUGUUGGUGGAAGCACUACAUCAUCUACAUCAUCAUCAUCAUCAUCAUCAUCGUCUACAUCAUCAAGACUUGCAGCUCCAGCAAAGCAAGACCUUUCUCCCAUCAAUUAUGACAGUGAAAGAGAGCUACAGAGACAGUUUGAGGACAUUGCCAAUGAGUUCAAGAUGAAGGACUCACGUGAUUGGUCAUACAGAUACAAAGCAUUGAUACAGCUUCAAAAGAUAUUGGCUGGCAAUGCCAUCGAAUUCAAGUCAUUCAUGCCCCAGCUGCGCGCUCUAUCACCUGGUCUCGUCGAGCAGGUCACUGAGCUUCGAUCAACAAUCGUCAAGGAGGCAUGCGCUGCCGUCACUCUUGCUGCCACCCGACUGAAGGCUCGAUUCGAACCAUUGGCCCUUCUCUAUGUUCAAGCUUUGCUCAAGGUAGUGAUCGUCAAGGUGGCAAUCAUUGCCGAGGCAGCACACUCCACCCUCAAAGCGAUAUUGUCUUCAGUGCCUACCAAGGGUCUGUUGGCAAGUAUCCUGAUAGCGUCGGGUGACCAACACAACGAGUCAUUGAGAAGACGAGCGUGUGAUUAUCUACUCCAGAUCCUGGGCAGGGCAAUCGAGGAGCCAGGAAUGGUGCUCAUGUCAUCGGUGCCAUCUGUUGAGUCAUCAAUCUCCAAGUUGCUGGUCGACGGUGGCUCUGACAUUCGUGUCAAUGCACGACUCUGUUUCUGGGCAUAUCUAGAGCUUUCUGAAGAGCGUGCUCUCGCUAUGCUCUACGAUUACACGUCCACAACACAGAAGAACUUAUUCUCAAUGGUCGAUACACUGCCACAAUCACAGAAGGAUCUGGCCACCAAGAUACAGCAAUCAAUAUUACAGGAGGAUCAAGACCAACUGUUGGUCGGUGAGAGCACAGAUCUUGACUUUGAUAUGAGUGAUUUCAAGAAGGAGCCAGUACAAUCAACACAGCCAACAACACAGCCAACGACAAGAGCAAAGACUCCGACCAGUUCAUCCACCAUACCAUCAGGCAGACAGUCAGGUCUCAAGGGAAGGGUACCGACAGGCACAUCAUCCACCACCACCACUUCGUCCACUUCGACGUCAUCUAUACCACAACGAAGAUCAGGAUCAUCACUUGGAAUGACAGCACCAUCUAUACCAAGAAGCAAGAGCAGUCUAGGAAUCAACAAAUCAACAGGCAGCAGCAGCAGUAGCACAUCAUCAUCAUCACCAUCGAUCUCAUCAAAGGCCUCCUCCAGUAGUCCAAAUGUUUCAUCGUCCAACCUCUCGGGAAGAUACAGUAGCAUUGGAUCGAGAAUAUCACAACCGAGUCCAGCCAGCGGCAAGUCCUCACUGGCUCAGACACUAAAAACAUCGCAGACAAAAGCAGCGGCCAUAUCAUCAUACCAACAGAAGCAACAACAACCACCUCCAUCUCUCACCAAGUCAAAGAGCAACCCAUCGUUGACAUCAUCCACCUCAUCAACUACCACCACCACCGCAUCAUCAUCGUCAACUGCACCACCCAAACCAAUUGGAAGAUCAGUAUCAUCACCAACUACAGGCACCUUGCUCAAGAAGUCUGCUGCAACACCACCAUCAACAAGCACGACGACAACUACGACAACUACCACCACCGCGACUUCAUUGUCUCGGUCUGCGAUCAGCCCUACCUCCAACACAAAGGUACCUGCCUCAACACAACUUUCAAAGAGCACGAUUGAGACAUCAUCAGCAUCAUCAUCAUCAUCGAGGACUCUGGAAGCACUGACACAGAGAGUAAAAGCAUUGAAUGAUGCUCCACCAACAGCGAAAAAGACCAGUCGAAAGUCAAUAGAGAUCAAUGAUGGCAACCAGGUGAUUAACGAGGCAGAGUUGUUAUUGAACAGGAGUGUUGGCGAUAUUGGCGAUGUGGAGGACCUCAUACAGUACAGCAAUACGUUGGUAGAGUCAUUGGCCAACAUCGAGUCUGAGAUUGACUCUCUCAAUCCAGACUCUAGCCAAUUCAAAGAGAUCUCUGACGCGUUGGAAGACAAUCUGCUCGAUGCCAAGAGAGGACUAUCAUUGAUUGACGACGACGUUGGCAAUGAGUUGAGAUUAGAGGACCUGGAACUCGAUGACAUUGUCACUGGCGGUGGCGGCAAUGGUGCAGAUGGAGUGGUGGAUAUCAGCAGCAAUGGUGUCAAACCGAUUGGUAGCAACAACAACAACAACAAACGACAGAGCACCAAGCUAAAGAGGAACAAUAGCAAUGAGAACUUCAAUUGGAUAGAGGAUUCUGUCGACCAAGGAUUGAUUGAGGAUGAUCUGUUGGAUUUCGACGACGAUGACGACCUCAUCAACAAUGACCGACACAACCUAAUUGUUGCUGAGGAUUCCAACGAGUUUGGUAAAGCAAACGGUGUUGGUGGUGGUGGUAGUAUACUGGAUACAUUGGAGUCAAGUUAG